Arctia plantaginis is the source of this 1008-nucleotide messenger RNA. Lineage: Eukaryota; Metazoa; Arthropoda; Insecta; Lepidoptera; Erebidae. The record is from the annotation of a GenBank genome assembly.
AUGGCUUAUCUCAGUUGGGCUAUCAUCCUGCUGGCAGGCUUGACCUGCACUAAUGCUCUCGGCAAACGAAUCAGCCUUCUAGAACGCCCUAGCACGGUCCAAGUCGAAUUCCGCAUUUAUAACGGUUGGUCUCAACAGUGCAUGGGUAAUGUGAUUACUAGCUAUGUCAUGUUGUCUGCUGCCACUUGCUUCGAGAAUGCCAGCUACGACUACCGCCGUAUCCGUGCUGGAACUGAAGUCCGUGGUACUGGCGGUUGGGUCUUUGAAAUCAACAGCAUUCGCGACCACCCCACCUUCGGCGUCAAUAGCUAUGGUGCAGAUCUUGCUCUAAUUAGAGUGCAAUCUUAUUUCCCACCUGGACCACUAAUUACUCCCGUUGCCAUCGCUUAUCAAGGCCACCAUCUUAUACCACAACAGACCGUAGACCUUGUUGGUUGGGGAAGUACUGCGGAGGGUAAUCUACUUAGUAACAACUACCUCUACAGUCUUAACCUCGUAGUAAGGAGUUACUCCGAUUGCCAGAGACUGCACGGAUCUCGCGUCAUUACAUCAAACAUGCUCUGCGUUGGUCUUAGCACUUACGGAGGCCGUGAUUGGGACCAAAGAGAUGCGGGAGCUCCUCUCUUCUAUGGUAAUGCAUUAGUUGGCAUAGUCUCCUUCGGUGUUCCCCACGGUCAGGACGCAAGCCCGAUAGUGGCCACGUCCAUCGGUUCAUACUCCGAUUGGAUCCGUUUAUAUGCUUCUGGAUGGGAAAUCAAGCCUGAUGUAAAUCUGAAGUUUGGAAAUGUCGUCGGUACCUUUAAACCAGUAGGACCAGACUAUAGACAGCUUCUUUUCAAGCGACUAGACUACUUAUGCAACAAGCCAAAGAAAAAUAAGAUUGAUAUUGCAUUGCUGCUGUUGCAACUACAGAAGGACAAAGUUGCUUUUAUGCUGUGCAAAGAGUUCUUUUAUAUGGUGUACCGUGGUGGGGCUCCCGUAGAGCCCGACCUUAUGGAGGACAUUUGA